Cajanus cajan (pigeon pea) is the source of this 1033-nucleotide messenger RNA. RefSeq names its product RING-H2 finger protein ATL70. The record is from RefSeq and is a predicted model, not a curated record. Lineage: Eukaryota; Viridiplantae; Streptophyta; Magnoliopsida; Fabales; Fabaceae.
CAACCCCGUACACGCAAUGUUGGUAUUUUUAAAUACAUGUAUAUUGUCAGCUUGCUAAAUUCAAAUACAGAGAGAGCGAUAGAGAAUUUAGCUUUGCACGAAGUCCUUGUCAAACCUACACCACAUGGAAACUUCUGGCACAAUGAGAAGCCAAUCAACAGAUAAUUAACAACAUUAAACUAAAAAAGAGGCUAAUACGUGAAAACGACGUGAUAAACGUUGACCCCCAAAACUAUGAUGCCCACCUCGUCAAAUUUGUUUAAACCUCGUUAAUGACCAAAUCAAGGAGACAUUAAUCCUAAGCAAUCCCAUUCCAAAUUUAGAUCCAAUGAACUACAGCAGCAACAAGGACGAGAAUGAUUUUGACUCAAGUGGGUUCACAUAUGGCGUAGCCUUUGUAAUUGGGUUGGUCUUCUUACUUGUGACGGUGGCUUUUGCAUGUGUGAGGCUUCGCAUGGCACGUGGUCCUAACAUGCUCAAUAUUUUGUCUGGUAUUCCACCAUCACGUCACGCUCCAGCAGAAGAUGAUUCAGCUGAACAAGGCCUACGCCUUCAUCACAUUGACACAAGUUUUGAAAGCUAUCCCAAGCUUCUUUACUCUCAAGUUGAGAAAGAGAAGAAGGGCUCAAGCUCUCUUUCUUCUAGCUGCCCCAUAUGCUUAGGGGACUACAAAGAAACUGACAUGUUGAGGCUUCAUUAAGGUGAUGACUACCGUGGAGAUGUACAGGAGUGGAUAUUCGUUAAGGGUUCUUCAACGCUUGAAGUCAAUACAGAAAUCAUGCAUAGGUGUACUUAACUAUAGGAGCAUUGUAUCAAAGACACAUCUCUCAAGUUAAUUCAGACAUGUUUAUUUAAUUAUAACUUACAUUGCAGUAUAAACAUAUCUAGAUAUAAUGUGUUGCUAAAUGAUUUCACUUUAAUUUGCAUAGUCCUCAAUCCUAUUGUUCCUUUUUUAUCAUUUUGAUUUUAGAUUUUGAUGAGAUCAUUACAGACAUACUCCUUUAAUUACAAUAUAGGAUGAAAAUGUGUUGAU